ACCAGAAACUGAAAGCUUCAAAGCCACGGAUUUGAGUCCUAAGAAGGGAAUCCAGAGGAAGAAACCCACCCCGCCAGCGGAAGUUACCAUCGAUAUUCUAUCGAGAUUACCCAUGGAUGCCGAAGAGGGAAGAAAGAAGAAAAGAGUCAACCAUGCAGAUGAUCCUUCCAACAGAGCGAUGGUCCAGAUAGAUCUUCAUCUUCUCCCACGGGAGAUUCUGCUCGAAGUCCUAUCAAGACUCCCGAUCACCUCAAUGAUGGACUUCAAGACCACUUCCCAUGCCGGCUAUGAUUUAAUCGCCGAUCCAAGACUCCCUCCGAUGUUCCGUAAUCGGGUAAGCGAGUCAGAUCCAUGUCUGAUUCUGUUCAACUACGAUUCCCCUGCCCCGCGAGUCUAUUUUGUGGAUAGUGAGGGUUGUAAUAGAAGGAUUAGGAAAAUCGAUCCACCACAGCAUUCAGAAGUUUAUAAUCUGGUGGGUUCUUGUAACGGGCUGUUAUGUGUAUCCUUUCUCAUAAUCGGUGGUUCAUCGGUGUCUCGCAGUCUGCUAAUUUACAAUCCUUUUGUUGGAGACGCUGUGAGCGUCCCACCAACGGACCGACUUCUGGAUCAAAGGGAAGCAUUUGGAUUUGGGUUUCAUUCGAGGACAGGAGAAUUCAAAGUGAUCAGGAUUGUGUCGUUUGAGCUAGAAUUGGAAGAAGUGGAAGAAUUAAUGGUUCAGGUGUUUACUGUAGGAACAACAGAGUGGAGAGAUAUAGUAGCUACGCCUCCACGAUUGGCGGAUGUAAUCGGACCACCUGAGGCUCUAGUUGAAGGAUCUCUCCAUUGGGUGACUGUUGUUGGCAUGGAAGGAGUCGGUCCUAUCUCUGGAAUUAUCUCCUUCAACCUUGCAGAUGAGGUGUUCGAAGAAAUUCCUCACCCACCUUGUCAACGAUUUGUGUCACGUCGCUACCGUCUUUCCGUGCUCAAUGGGUGUCUAUCGGCUGUUAGGUUAGUUGAAAUUGGGCAUUUUGAUAUCUGGGUGAUGAAGCAAUACCAUGUUAAGGAAUCUUGGGUAAAACAAUUCUCCUUUGAUCCCUAUUUUGCUGGUGGAUCGCCAAGCUACUUAAUAAGUUUUCCCAAAGUUAUAUGUGCACUGAAGAAUGGUGAGAUUUUGUUGCAGUAUAAUUACAGUUCUCUGGUUUCUUAUGAUCCUGUAGAAAACAGAUUCAAGACUCUUCAAACGAGUGGGUUACCCAAUGAGUUCCAGACACUCCCUUUUCUACCUUCUCUUUUCUCAGCAAAGGCAACCAUGAAUUUGCAACUUUAACUCUCCCUCUUAAUGUUGAUUGAAGAUCUUGCUACGAGCUGGGUGGGAAGACGCGUAAGGGUUUUAUGUGUCUUGAAGAAUGGUGAGAUUGAGUUGGAGUGUAACAAGAAAGCUCUGGUUUCUUAUGAUCCUAAAACUAACAGGUUCAAGGCUUUAAAGAAACCGUUUGCCGCAGCAGUUCAAAGCCUUUCUUUUCCAACCUACACUGUUCUCAGCAAAGGAAACCCUUGAAUUGAGAUGAAGCUUUAACCUUCACCACUAACAUAUAAUUUCCUCUGUUUAAGUGAGGCUUCUGUUGGAUGUUAAUAUCACUGAUCAUGUUUUGAAGAUAGUGGAAGAUGGAUUAGAG
Rubroshorea leprosula is the source of this 1655-nucleotide messenger RNA. NCBI's taxonomy places the organism in Eukaryota, Viridiplantae, Streptophyta, Magnoliopsida, Malvales, Dipterocarpaceae. The record is from the annotation of a GenBank genome assembly.